UUAGCAACGGGAGGCUAACCUUUGGAAGCUCGUUGCAGCACCCGCCAAGGUCCUGCGCUCUUCCCGCCCCUCCCCUCCCCUCAACUCCCCUCACCUGGGAGUCGCCAAACAUCGCCUUCGGCUGGGCACUAGGAAGGGUUGAAUUUCUACCGUUAGCGCCUUUUUACAUUUUCCCCGAACUCACGUCCGUAAAACCCACUGAUUUUUUUACUACACGUUUUAUGAGAACAAGACAUUUUCUAGGAAGAUGGUGGCAGAAAAAGAGACCCUGAGCGUAAACAAAUGCCCAGAAAAGAUGCCGAAGAAGAGGACCAAGCUGCAGGCGCAGCAGCCGCUCCUGGCGCACCAGCCUCACGCCCUGGUUUCUGAGGGCUUCACAGUCAAAGCCAUGAUGAAAAACUCAGUCGUGAAAGGCCCGCCCACGGCAGGUGCAUUUAAGGAGAGACCGACCAAGCCCACAGCCUUCCGGAAAUUUUAUGAGCGCGGAGACUUCCCCAUCGCCCUUGAGCAUGACUCGAAAGGGAACAAGAUCGCGUGGAAGGUGGAGAUCGAGAAGCUGGACUACCACCACUACCUGCCCCUGUUCUUCGACGGCCUCUGCGAGAUGACCUUCCCCUACGAGUUCUUCGCGCGGCAGGGCAUCCACGACAUGCUGGAGCACGGCGGGAGCAAGAUCCUCCCCGUCAUCCCGCAGCUCAUCAUCCCCAUCAAAAAUGCCCUGAACCUCCGGAACCGGCAGGUCAUCUGCGUGACGCUCAAGGUCCUGCAGCACCUGGUGGUGUCGGCGGACAUGGUGGGCGAGGCCCUGGUGCCCUACUACCGCCAGAUCCUCCCCAUCAUGAACAUCUUUAAGAACAUGAACCGUGAGUGGCCCCGGGAGGCGAUGUACAUGGCGCCCUGCCCCUCCGCCCGCUCCCCGGGCAGCCGGCAGAUGAGCACUUUCUGUUCUCACUCCUCGCACGCGCAGCUCGCUCAGUCAGUACAAAGGCACCGAGCAGCUCUGUGA
Messenger RNA from Myotis davidii, 1006 nucleotides. It is a transcript of the gene PACRG, whose product is annotated as PARK2 co-regulated. Lineage: Eukaryota; Metazoa; Chordata; Mammalia; Chiroptera; Vespertilionidae. Gene Ontology annotation, cellular component: neuron projection; vesicle; cytosol. Bases 248 to 1006 code for a protein of 252 amino acids. Gene Ontology annotation, molecular function: Hsp70 protein binding; Hsp90 protein binding. The transcript has 5 exons. The record is from RefSeq and is a predicted model, not a curated record.